Molecule: messenger RNA, 171 nt
Organism: Cetraspora pellucida
Lineage: Eukaryota; Fungi; Glomeromycota; Glomeromycetes; Diversisporales; Gigasporaceae
Source: the annotation of a GenBank genome assembly
AUGUAUAAUGAGCUUUGUUCAGAAGAUAUAAAAGCAUUUGCAAAGGCUCUUGAUAAAAACAAUAUAUUAACUUUUUUAGAACUUAACAAUUGGAUUGCUAUUGAAGAAGAAAAAGCACUAGCAAGAGCAAUAGCUUUUUGUAUUGUAGGUAUGUUUUUUACAUUUGAAUAA